Molecule: messenger RNA, 662 nt
Organism: Musca vetustissima
Lineage: Eukaryota; Metazoa; Arthropoda; Insecta; Diptera; Muscidae
Exons: 1
Coding region: 9-662 (217 amino acids)
Source: RefSeq, a predicted model, not a curated record
AAAUCAAAAUGAAAGCUAUUUUCGCAAUUUUCGCCUUGUGCUUGGUUGCCGCCAAUGCCGGUACCAUCGCCCAACCUCCCGUCAACUAUGAAGGCAUGGUUGAUGAUGUCUUGAACGAAAUGGCCCAACUUGCCAAGGAUACUGCUGUUGCCUUGCAACAUGCCGUUGAAGAAAUCGUUUUGGAUCCUUUGCAACAAGUCGAAGAAGCCGUUGAAAGCAUUGAAGCUCUCCGUGUCGAAAGCGAGGAAUGUGUUGCUGCUGAGGAGGAUAAGGUCACCGCCACCGUUGAUGCCAUGCACCGUGAUAUGGGUGUCUGUGGUGUUAAUGCUGCCAAGGAAUCGGCUGAUAUCAUGACCGACAUCAGUGCUGCCACCCAACAAUUGAUCUUCGGUGGUUAUGAUGUCAUCAGCACCUAUCAGAAGUGUCAAAAAUACAAAAAUCAAAUCUUGAAGAAGACAUGCUAUGCCAAUUUGACCGUCAAGGCUACUUUGUACUUGAACAGCUCUCGCAAAUCCAUCAGAACCAUUCGUGAAAGCACUAGUGUCCGUAUUCCAGCUAUGGCUAAUGAUGCUGAUCUCUGUACUCAUGGCGCUGCUGAUGUCGCCAUCCAACAAUUGAACACCAUUGAGGCCACCGUUAAUGCUUGCAUUGGCAAAUACUAA